UGUCGGGAUAAACUGACGAUACGACAGCGCCUUGCAGCACAAGACUACAAGAUCAGUUAUAAGUUACAAAAGACUUGUCAUCAAGAUAUCAAGAAAUAUCAUUGUGAAUAUCAACACAUCAAGCAGAAGGAAUCCAAAUUAUCAUUUAUUUUACUUUGUUUGGAAAACCAAGUUAAAAAAGGUCAUGCAAUAAACAGUGAAUGUCAAGGUGAGAUAUUUGACACUCGUAAGAGUCUAAUGGAGGACUACAUGAUCAAUCCUGAUAUAAUUUUGAGUUGUCGAACUGAAAUAGACACCAACUGCAAUGGAUUACAACGUGAAGGAAAAACAUUACAUUGCUUAAUGGGUCUUUUGCAACAAGCAAACAAAUUAGGGCAGUUCUGUAUGAGAUCGGUGGAACGACUUAUUAAAGAAACUGAUGCCGGUGAAGACUAUCGUAUUGAUACUGCUUUACAAAGGGCAUGUCAACCUGUAGUGGAUACUGCAUGUAAGAAACUACAAGCUGGAGAUGCAGCCUGGGCCGUUUCCAGGCCAUUGUUUUGCAAUGAUGAAUCAGAACAGAACAAUUCGUGUGAACUGAUCGAUCCUAACUUAUUAUCUGGAUACUCGUAUUCACCUGCGGAUACUUCGGCCUACUUUCAA
Messenger RNA from Saccoglossus kowalevskii, 642 nucleotides. RefSeq names its product Golgi apparatus protein 1-like. NCBI's taxonomy places the organism in Eukaryota, Metazoa, Hemichordata, Enteropneusta, Harrimaniidae. Gene Ontology annotation, molecular function: fibroblast growth factor binding. Gene Ontology annotation, cellular component: Golgi membrane. The record is from RefSeq and is a predicted model, not a curated record.